UCUAGAUUGGUGCUUUUGAGAGUACGAGUGAUGUGGAUAUGGUGUAUUGUGUCGCCGUCCUCUUUGUGUUGAAGAACCACAAGUUUCAGCUCACUACCUUCUGCACCUUCUGCCAGCAUAAAAAAGAGUUGGGGGCAAAUUCUUACUUCUCUUUAUUCUGUAUGGAUAAGCUAAUUCAGGCCGAAAGACGGAAGGAAAGCACAAAGGAUGCUGAGGUGAUUGCUGUUUCAGAGAGAUCUGGCCCGGGAGGCCUACAAGUCUAUGAGUUUGAGUAUGAAGUUGAUAGCACCAGAGGAGGAAUGAAGAGGGUUUUUUCCGCUGCAUUUGUGGCAUCUAAAAAGCUCUAUCUUCUAAAUAUUGCUCACUCUGACAAACCAGAGAGUCCUCUAAACACAGAAAAGAGAAUGAUUCUUGAAGAGGUUCUUCAUUCCUUUGAUGUUGUACCAUUGACUUGAAUGAUCAUCACGACAUAUU
Ilex paraguariensis (yerba mate) is the source of this 474-nucleotide messenger RNA. The record is from the annotation of a GenBank genome assembly. NCBI's taxonomy places the organism in Eukaryota, Viridiplantae, Streptophyta, Magnoliopsida, Aquifoliales, Aquifoliaceae.